This is a messenger RNA of Pseudonaja textilis, 1930 nucleotides long. The record is from RefSeq and is a predicted model, not a curated record. NCBI's taxonomy places the organism in Eukaryota, Metazoa, Chordata, Lepidosauria, Squamata, Elapidae.
AUGCAACUCCGAGGUUACCCCAUCGGUAGUGACGCUGCCCCGCCCUGCUUCUCUUUUUGGCAGGAGAAGGCACGUCUACAACGAGAACGUCAGAGGGUAGAGGAACUCCAGAGGCAGCAUGCUGAGUCUCAGAGCCACCUAAACAACCAGCCGGAAUUGAUGCGCGAACGCAUGCAAAAACAGCUACAGGAGACAUCUGAGAUGCUAGAAGGAGCCCUGAGAUGUUAUGAAGACCUGGAGUUCCAGCAACUAGAGCGCGAAAGCCACCUAGAAGAGGAGAAAGAAGCUAUUUGUCGUGCUCUGACUGAAGAGAUCACCCAGUUGCAGAAUAGCAUUAACCAAAGGAAGAAGAGAGUCCAGAAGUUGGAAGGCCAAGCCCUUUUAACACAAGAACAAAUGAUGGGUGUGUGCCAGAGAUUUGCACAAGAAGAGGGAGAGGCUGUCAGCCAUCUCAACGCGGAGAAAAGCCGCCUCAUGGAUAGGAGCCAGGAGUAUUCAGCGAAUGGGGAGGACCUGUCAGAAAAUAAGGAGGGUGUGACCCAGCUGACUUUUACCCAAAAAACGGAUCGGAAGGUCAUUGUCUUGGGCUCCGACCAGUCGGACUCGUCCUCCUGUGUCUUCUCCGUCUGUAGUUCUGUCAAGGGUUCAAUUGGACUGCAACGGACCGCCAGCCUACCUCGCAGGAGCAGGGAUCGCGUCCCGCCCCGCCCUCCUCAACGUCCCAUUUCAAUGCAUGGUGCUCUGGAUCCCAGUCUUCUGGUGGCUCAACUCUCCAAUGGAAGCAAGGGCCAUUAUCUGGGAAGUCCAAACCUUCAAUUCUCACGUUACAACAAACCCCUUUACCAGCUGCUGGGUGGCCAGGCAACUACCAGGCAGGUGGGAACAACCCCUCAAGGAGCUUACAGCCUUGAAAACUGUGUCACCAAACUGGCAGAGAUGGAACGCCGGGUGCGGGAAGCCAUGGCUGAACGAGAACGAUUGCUGCAAGAAAGGGAAGCGAAGAAAGUAGCGGAAGAAGUGAAGCGUAUUGAGUUGUCCUCGUCGAACAUGAUCCACAACCCCAUGGAGAUCCGGGAACCUAAACCGGCUGCCUUUGACCUGCGGAAACAUCUGGAGGCGUCGGGGCAUAGCGUCGAGACUUGCCAGCACGUGAGGGUGACUGGCAAAUCUUGCAAAGGUUACCUAGUCAAAAUGGGCGGGAGGAUCAAGACUUGGAAGAAACGUUGGUUCACUUUCGAUCGGCAGAAGCGCGUCUUGGCGUAUUACACAGACAAAGAAGAGACCAAACUUAAGGGUGUGAUCUAUUUCCAGGCCAUUGAAGAGGUUUAUUGUGAUCAUCUCCGCAGUGCUUUCAAGAGUCCCAACCCGAAACUGACUUUCUGUGUCAAAACCUAUGAUCGUCUCUUUUGCAUGGUGGCCCCAAGUCCAGAGGCUAUGAGGAUCUGGAUGGAUGCAAUUGUCACAGCAGCAGAGGAGAACACUCGAUACUGACUAGGUUUUUCCUAGGAAAUGGACACUUAAACUCUUCGGUUUAGCACUUCUUCCCAAGGUUUUACUGGGGUAUCUCCUUCUAAGGGAAAACCGAUCAACAAGACAUCCAGUGGCCGAACUUGGAUGCUUUAAUGUUGGCUGGAGUCUUAACUACCAUAUAGGGCUUGUUCGGUACCCAGAGUUGCAGCUGUCGAUGCUUAAAGAUGAUGGAUAGGUUGAAUGUUUCAUGGACUAGCUCAGAAGACAUUUCCAAUCACACAAAGUCUGCUGGAGAAAACUUUGAAAAGGCCUUUUGGAAGACCAGGCUGUUGGUAUGGAUUCCAGCCCGUGGCAUAAAAGAUAGCAAACUUAUUCCAGAGAAUUCAGAACAAUUUCUCUGGAAGAUGCCCUUAACUCCAAAAAAAAAAAAAAAAAAAAUGACGCUUCUCUGGAAAUCAGA